This is a messenger RNA of Musa acuminata AAA Group (dessert banana), 1609 nucleotides long. RefSeq names its product splicing factor U2af large subunit B-like. The record is from RefSeq and is a predicted model, not a curated record. Gene Ontology annotation, molecular function: poly-pyrimidine tract binding; pre-mRNA 3'-splice site binding. Bases 158 to 1393 code for a protein of 411 amino acids. The transcript is spliced from 17 exons. Gene Ontology annotation, cellular component: commitment complex; nuclear speck; U2AF complex. Gene Ontology annotation, biological process: mRNA processing. NCBI's taxonomy places the organism in Eukaryota, Viridiplantae, Streptophyta, Magnoliopsida, Zingiberales, Musaceae.
GGCCCACUCUUCGCACCCAGUCGCGCCCACGAUCGCUCCCACAGCGAGAAGACGGAGGGGUUCGUCCAGAGCGGGCGUCAGUGGACGGAGGUCAUCUCCUGGGAGCCCAGAGCUUUCGUCUACCAUAAUUUCUUGUAAGCGUACAAGUGGUUUUGACAUGGCUCCUCUUGGUGUGUCUGAUACUGCCAUUGCAGGGUCACUGCCUGUUGUUCCACAACUUGUGACAGGAACUUUACCAACCAUGUUACCUGUUGCAACCCAUCAGAUUGGAUCAAUUGCACUUAUGCCAGCACAAGCGGUGACUCAACAGGCAACAAGGCAUGCACGCCGUGUAUAUGUUGGAGGCCUACCUCCCAUGGCAAAUGAGCAGACAAUUGCUACAUUUUUUAGCCAUGUAAUGUCUGCCAUAGGAGGAAAUGCUGCAGGUCCAGGUGAUGCUGUUGUCAAUGUAUACAUAAAUCACGAAAAGAAAUUUGCUUUUGUGGAGAUGAGAUCAGUAGAAGAAGCAAGUAAUGCGAUGGCAUUAGAUGGGAUAAUUUUUGAGGGAGUUCCAGUGAAAGUUCGAAGGCCUACAGACUAUAAUCCUUCCUUGGCUGCAACACUUGGACCCAGUCAACCCAGUCCGCAUCUUAACUUAGCUGCUGUUGGUCUUUUACCCAGUGCAAUUGGCGGAUCGGAGGGACCCGAUCGUGUCUUUGUGGGUGGGCUGCCAUACUAUUUCACAGAUGCACAAAUAAGGGAGCUCCUAGAAUCGUUUGGACCCCUGCGUGGAUUUGAUCUUGUAAAAGAUAGAGACACAGGAAACUCAAAAGGUUAUGGUUUUUGUGUCUAUCAGGAUCCAUCAGUGACUGACAUUGCAUGUGCUGCACUUAAUGGCCUCAAAAUGGGUGAAAAGACACUAACAGUCCGACGUGCCACUGCCAGCAUGGGACAGAUGAAACCAGAGCAGGAGUUGAUCUUACAGCAGGCACAUGAACACAUAGCUAUUCAGAAACUAGCUUUGCAAAGUGGUGGUGCCUCGCAUUUUCAGGGGUUUGCUUUGAAUGCCAUCAUAUCUGCAGAACCGCCAACCAAAGUUGUAUGCUUAACAGAGGUUGUUUCUGUGGAUGAACUGAGAGAUGAGGAGGUGUACAAAGAAAUACUAGAGGACAUGAGAGAAGAAAGUGAGAAGUUUGGUUCUUUGAUAAAUCUUGUCAUACCUCGCCCUGGUCCAACUGGAGAAGCGAUUUCUGGAGUCGGAAAGGUCUUUUUGGAGUAUGCAAAUGUCACGGACUCGGCUAGAGCUAAAGUUUCCCUCCAUGGUAGAAGGUUUGGGGAAAAUGUUGUCAGUGCUACGUAUUAUUCCGAAGAAAAAUUCGCCACAGGAGAUUACGACGCAAUGGUUGUGGCUUGACCAGGAUUUUUGCUGCCUUCUUUCUUGUCUUUGUUCCAUCUUUCCGCUGCUCAGCAACCAUGUGUCUUUCUAAACGUUAACUUCUUGCCUGUAACACCCGUCCAUUUAUUAUUCACUAUGCUUGAUGCUCAUAAUCAGUGUGAGUUGUCGAUCAUAAUCAUCGGGUGCAUUCCAGAGCCACUCUGUAUUUUAUAUGCCAGCUGAUUUGUUCUUUUC